GACGAGCCCGAAAACUGCGUCAUAUACGCGACAAUGUGUUGUCACGUGAUCGAAGAAGCUUGUAUGGGCUCAAGGAGGUUCAUACGUCAAGGGUUGUCAAGCGCGUUCAAAAUCAAGCUGAUACGAUCUUGCAAGGAAGUGUUGACAGGAGCCGGCGUAUUGCCGUAUAUAAGAACGGCUCUGCAGCCUCAGGAUCCAAGGCGAUUGGAACAGAGCUUUGACGUAAACGUUCGUGACCGUAUGCAUGGAACGUGCAGGUUUAUGGGUGAACUGUUCAUGCGGGACCAAAUGUUCAAAACCGUAAUGAGUACCAUCGACAUGUUCAUGCAGAUACACGACGCGCAUUCGUUGGAAUGUCUCUGCGUUUUACUGACCAUAAUCGCACCAAAACUUGAAAAAGUUAUUGAUGCCCCAAAACAAGUGUACGAAAAACUGAAAAGCUACUCAGUCACCGGAUAUGCGGACAACGUUCCUCUGUCUCGGCAAACAAUAGACAUGAUCGAUAUACUUCUGAGCGUGCGAAAAUAUAAUACGAAUGCUUCAAAUUCGUGGCGAGGCGAUUUUACUGGAAGAAAUACCAGGAAGGCUAGAAACAGCCGUCGUCGGGAAAUGCAGUCGGUGGAUCACCGUGCGAAUUGCAUCUCCGGCGAGAUUUCUCAAGGCUGCCAAAACCCGCCCUCCUGUGAUAAUUCGACGUCUGCAAAGCACCACGGGAAACAGGUCACAUUCAACCCCGUGGUGUCUAUAAUAUAUUAUUGUGACCAUUAG
This is a messenger RNA of Sipha flava (yellow sugarcane aphid), 768 nucleotides long. RefSeq lists its product as uncharacterized. The record is from RefSeq and is a predicted model, not a curated record. The coding region runs from base 34 to 768 and encodes 244 amino acids. NCBI's taxonomy places the organism in Eukaryota, Metazoa, Arthropoda, Insecta, Hemiptera, Aphididae. The transcript has 3 exons.